Molecule: messenger RNA, 3435 nt
Organism: Gymnodraco acuticeps
Lineage: Eukaryota; Metazoa; Chordata; Actinopteri; Perciformes; Bathydraconidae
Gene: enpp4
Product: ectonucleotide pyrophosphatase/phosphodiesterase 4
Exons: 8
Coding region: 132-1511 (459 amino acids)
Source: RefSeq, a predicted model, not a curated record
AUACUUUUUAGCUAACAGUUAGCAUGUAUUUUUGGGGAAGUCCAGUAAUGUUGCUGCCAAAAUAGAUCCGAAAGGAAAAGUUAUUCAACCAUACUGUGUGGAGGACAAGAGCCCGUACAUCCUGUGACAGGAUGUUACUAAAAAUGCUUCUGGGCGUCCUGUGCUGUGUCGGAGCCUUCGCCACAGAGAACAUCGCGGAGCAGCUGAGUCCUCCUCAGCUGCUGCUGGUGUCUUUCGAUGGUUUCAGAGCGGACUACCUGCGGAGGUUCCCCAUGCCCAACCUGAAGCUCCUGUACAGCCAAGGGAUCCUGGUGGAGCAGCUCACCAACGUCUUCAUCACCAAGACCUUCCCCAAUCACUACAGCCUGGUGACAGGGCUGUACGCUGAGUCUCACGGUAUCCUGGCCAGUAACAUGUACGACCCCGUCAGCCACGAGCACUUCCACAUCAACAACGACUCCAACCCCAUGUGGUGGAACGAGGCUCGGCCCCUCUGGAUCUCAGCACUGGACUCCGGAUACAAGACGGCGGCCAUGAUGUGGCCCGGCUCCGACGUGACUAUUGGAAACCGCACAGCGACACACUUCCUUCCCUACAACCCUCAAGUGACGUUCAAGCAACGAGUGGGGAACGUGACAAAGUGGAUGUUAGGGGACAAAAAGGAGAAAGGAGUGAUGUUUGCAGCGCUCUACUGGGAAGAACCGGACCGCUCGGGUCACAUCUUCGGCCCUGACAACGACACCGCCAUGAGCCAAGCCCUGAAGGAGGUUGACGACAACAUUGGCCUGCUGAUUUCUGAGCUGAAGACAACCGGGCUCUGGGAUCGCGUCAACAUCCUGAUAACCAGUGACCACGGCAUGACGCAGUGCUCGGCCCAGCGCCUCAUACAGCUGGACAACUGCCUCCACCCCGACAACUACACACUGGUGGACCUCUCUCCUGUCACAGCCAUCAUCCCACUGAAAGAUCCAGAGGCCGUCUUCAAACUGCUGGAUAAGUGCCACGAACACAUGAAAGCUUAUAAGAAACCCGACAUCCCUGAUAGGCUGCACUACAGGAACAAUGACCGCGUCCAGCCAAUCAUAUUGAUCGCUGACGAGGGCUGGACCAUAGUGCUGCGAGGCGACGAGCUACCAAGAUUGGGCGAUCACGGCUACGACAACUCCCUACCCAGCAUGCACCCCUUCAUGGCCGCGUCGGGCCCCAGCUUCCGGCAGGGUUAUCGAAUCAGCAGCUUACAAAGCGUGGACAUUUACCCGCUGAUGUGCAAACUGCUGUCGCUGCCGCCGCAGCCCAAUAACGGCACGAUGACCCGCGCUCGCUGCCUAUUGGCUGCUGAGAGCUGCUGGGAUGUCCCAUUGGUCAUCGGCCUGGUGGUGGGAGUCCUGCUGAUGCUCACUGCUAUCACUGUUUCAAUAUGUCGUCUUCCUCACGCAAAAAGGCGUCUGCUGCACCGGAUCCAAAAGCUAAUAGUGCUAGCCCGGCUAAAGGUGCUGAGGCAGAGCCGCUAGCGCAUCACAAGGUGAUGAGGCCGCCAUUCUACAGGCCAUUCAAUCUCUCAGAGAAGACCUGCUGAAGGAAAUUGAUGACAACGCCGAGAUGCAGUCUAAAGAAUUACGACGUGAAAUAAGCCAACUGAGGGACGAGCUGAGAUCCGCCAUUGACCGCGUCAGCAGCCGCACCAAGGCUUUGGAGGACCGGGUCGAGAGCCUGGAUACUGCCGCUAAUGAUCACUCGGACCUCAUUACCACUCGAACGAGACGUGCAGCAGCUAAAAAAGGACAUAAAUCUUCUCUGACAGGAGUGAGGACCUGGAGGCGCGGUCUAGGAGGGGCAACCUCCUAGACCGCGCCGGGAGGCAGGGAAGAACCCAACAGACUUUGUAGCUAAACUACUCCAGGAAACGCUGGGCUUAGAAAAAGAGCCACUACUAGACAGAUCCCAUCGCACCCUACGGGAACGGCCCCAGGAGGACCAGCCACCCCGCGCCUUUGUGGUGAGAUUUCACUAUUACCGGGAGAAGGAAGCGAUCCUCCGCAAGGCAGCCACGGCCACAGAUCUGACAACGUCGCACGGAGACAGGAUCAGAGUUUUCCCCGACUACACCCAAGCAGUCGCAAAGCAGAGAGCUGCCUUCAGGGAUGCGAAAGGCAUGCUCAGAGGCUGUGAUGGUGUCAAGUACGGAGUAGAAACCACUUAGUAGAAAAUAUCACUCGAACAACCCUGUAGUCAAUAGCUCUCUUAGGAUAUGGUCACAGUUCAGGAGGCAUUUUGGAUAUAGCAAAUCGCAAUCCGGCUUUCAAACCAGCCCUGAUAGACUCUGCUUUCCACCUGUGGUCCCGGAAGGAACUUAAGUGUGUUGCUGAUCUGUUCUACGAAGGGGUAUUCACAUCCUUUGAACAUUUAGUCAAAGAAUAUGACAUCCCAAGGAAUCAUUAUUUUAGAUAUUUACAAAUUCACGAUUUUGCAAGAAAACAAUUUCCCUCCUUCCCGGCCGCCCCACCUGAUGGAUGGAUGGAAGACUGCCUUGGCCUCAAACCUUGUCAGGGAGGCUAUAUCUUAAAGCUAUAGAAUAUUAUUCAAGACAUCUCUAGCCCCUCCCUUAACCACCUUAGGGGUGCCUGGGAAUAAGAAAUGGGCAUAGAACUAACCGAUGAGACCUGGCGGUCUGCGACUGACAUACAUAAAUCCUCCGUCUGUGUGAGGCAUGGAGUACUUCAAUUUAAAGUGUUCCAUCGAUUACAUCUGUGCAGGAGCAGGCUUGCCAGGCUGUACCCUAAUGUCGAUCCCACAUGCCAGAGGUGUCAUGGUGCUACCCUAUUGCACAUGUUUUUCUCCUGUCAGUCCAUUGCCCCAUUUUGGUCUUCUAUAUCUGAAACGUUUUCAUUGAUGUAUGGCCAGAACAUACCACCAAAUCCCAUAAUAGCUGUGUUUGGAGUAGCCCCUGAGGGGGUCUCCCUCUCUAAUUGCCAGUCACACUCACUUGCGUUUGCAACCCUUCUUGCCUGCCGUCUAAUCCUCCUCAAAUGGAAAGACCGGACUCCACCAUCUCACGCCCACUGGGUGAGGGAUGUGAUGGCACAUUUGCAGUUGGAGGAGCUGAGGUAUCGUAGCCAGGGACGUGUUAACAAAUACUACAAGCUCUGGCAGCCUUUCCUUGACUAUUUUAACAAACUCCCCUGUGCCAGUCUGACUGCAUGAAGCAGUCGACCUUCCCUUUUAAUUUACUGUUUAUUUUAUUGGAUUGCAUUAUUUAUUUUAUUUUAAGUGCAUCUCUGUGGGUGUGUAUGAAUAUGUGUAUGUUUUUGCAAUGACAUUUUUAUUUGUGGUACGAAUGUAAUUCAAUUCAAUUGUAUAAUUACACAUCUGCAUUUUCAUGUGCCCUGUUCUGUUUUGAUAUAAGUGAAAAUCAAUAAAGAAAGGUGGAAUAAUAAA